Messenger RNA from Papilio machaon (common yellow swallowtail), 447 nucleotides. RefSeq lists its product as uncharacterized. The record is from RefSeq and is a predicted model, not a curated record. The coding region runs from base 1 to 447 and encodes 148 amino acids. The transcript has a single exon. Lineage: Eukaryota; Metazoa; Arthropoda; Insecta; Lepidoptera; Papilionidae.
AUGACAUUUACUAAGAAAGCCAUCGCAACUGCUAAGGCACAGACACAAGAUAAAUUAUAUGAAUCCCUGAACAGCCCGCCGGGACAAAAACGCCUGUUCCGUAUAGCAAGAGAGAGAGAAAGGAAUGCAAGAGAUGUAAACCACAUCAAGUGUAUUAAAGACGAUGAAGGAAAUGUAUUGGCGGAUGAUAAUGAUAUUAAACAGCGUUGGAAGGAUUAUUUUGAAAAAUUGAUGAACGAAGAGAAUAUUUGGAGUGGAGUGUUGGAAAAAGUGCCGGUUAAUAUUGGUAUGGUGAAAGAGAUUAGCGUGGAUGAAGUAAAGAAAGCGGUGCAAGGUAUGAAGAACGGAAAAGCAGUUGGGCCGGAUGGAAUACCAGUGGAAGUAUGGAAGCUCCUAAAGGCGGACGGAUUGGUGUGGCUGACUCUAUUCUUCAACAAGUUGUUAUAG